Nicotiana tabacum (common tobacco) is the source of this 1509-nucleotide messenger RNA. Its product is annotated as trihelix transcription factor ENAP2. NCBI's taxonomy places the organism in Eukaryota, Viridiplantae, Streptophyta, Magnoliopsida, Solanales, Solanaceae. The record is from RefSeq and is a predicted model, not a curated record. Gene Ontology annotation, molecular function: transcription cis-regulatory region binding. Gene Ontology annotation, cellular component: nucleus.
CGGCAUAUUUUUGUCGAUGUGCCGUCGACCAACCAGUAUACUUCUCACCCUCCCCUCUCUUCUUCUUCUGCUAAACCUAAUUCCUCCACCACCGUUCACCAAAUUCAAUUCCGUUGUCGCCGUCUCACCGUCGACUCCGAUGUCCGACGACGAUCUCGUCGCCAGUCCCUCCUCGAAUAAUAAUUCUCCGUCUCCCCCUCCCUCUCCGUCAUCUCCACCGCCCUCAACCAACAACGAACUAGUUAAUUCUCUUCCACCGUCGACGAUCCCGCCGGCGUCAACUCGACCGGCGGCUUUUCCCGCUCGCGAGGACUGCUGGUCGGAGGCGGCGACUCAUACUCUUAUCGAAGCGUGGGGGUCCCACUACCUGGAGCUAAAACGCGGCAAUCUCCGGCAGAAGCACUGGCAGGAGGUGGCUAACGCCGUUAAUGCCCUUCACGGCCACACAAAGAAGCAAUAUCGCACCGAUAUACAGUGCAAAAAUCGCAUCGAUACAUUGAAGAAGAAGUAUAAGAUCGAAAAAGCUAGGGUUUCUCAAUCCCACGGCCGGUACGCCUCCCCGUGGCCGUUUUUCAACGGUCUCGACGCUCUAAUCGGCGAUAAUUUCAAACCGUCGCCGGCGCCGGUAACAGUCGCUUCUCGCCGGAAGACACCUCCGAUGCUUCUUCCCCCGCCUUCUGCAGUACCGGUUGGUCCUCGGUCAAAGCGGCCGGCGGCAGCCAUGGAGGAUGCCGUUUCCCGGAGAAAUUUCUCCGCCAUGGCUGCGGCAGCCGCUGCGGCAGCUGUCUCUGAGGAAUCGGACGAAGAGGAGGAGUCGGAAACUUCAAGUCCAGCGGCCAUAUCUCUGACCGGUGCUCGGAAGGAGGAGAGUGGAGCAUUGGCAGAGGGUUGUAGUAGGUUAGCUGAGGCAAUAGGAAGGUUUGCAGAGAUUUACGAACGGGUUGAAGAUGCUAAGCAGAGACAAAUGGUGGAAUUGGAGAAGCAGAGAAUGCAAUUCGCAAAGGAUUUGGAGAUUCAAAGAAUGAAACUCAUUAUGGAGUCACAAGUCCAGCUUGAAAAGCUUAAACGCGCUAAGAGCAAUUCACAAGCUGAUGGUUACUUGUAGAAGGAAUGUUGACUAGAACAGUGCAUUUUUCAACAAAUCUUUUGGAGGUGAUACAUAUAUUUUGGUUAACCUCGCCAAGAGUAUACAAGUUUGCUAUCAUGAAGACGAGCGAUAGAUGUACUUCAGGCUUCGAUUUGGUCUACUUUUGCUUAGACUUUUUCAGAAUCUUGAUAAGAGCUUGUAACUUAAACUUAUUUCUCUGUAAAUUAACCAUUUUAUUCUUUUGCUUGGUGAAAGUAUUGGCCGGAACCAGACCCUCGUUGUCGUCCUGAUUAUAUUUUUUGAAUUUAUAGGUGUUCUUUUUUAUUUCUUCCGAUGGAGUAAAGAAAAGUAUCUUUUGAGCUUUAGGCAUAUGGUGGUGACUGUCUAUGCAAAUGUGAAUGGAAUAAUGAGGUUCCUUGUUU